UUGUCAUUCUCUAAAUUAACUCAAAGGAGUAAAUAAAAAUACAAAUACAAAAUUUAUACAGAACAACCCACAAUUCUGUCUAGUUUAGUUAAACGUGUUAAAAUAGUCACGCAAUGCUUUUUCUAUUUUUAAAAAUUAAUAAGCUCUGACCUGUACGCAACCAAAUAAAACACUAAAACUUAUCUGUGAUCAACUUAGCUCUGUAUAAAAAUCUUCCUCCUCUUUCUUUCUGUCCAAUUCUCUACAGAGAAGUCUUAGCUUUUGCAAAAUCAUUAACUAAUCUCUGUUUUGAUGACUAGAUAACUUGGAUGUAGGAUUAUUAUACCUAAAUUCUUUCUUUCCAUGCAUUUAUGUCGGUUUUGACAUCUUUGUUCUCUUAGUUUAAAAGAUAUCAAUAUUAGUUAUCUUCUAUUCUUUGAACAUUUGUGUCCAUCUCAUGAAGUUCAGGAAGCGUAGGCAAUACUUUCCUGCUUGUUCGUCUCAUCGCCAAGUAAUGAUCUCUUCGUCAUCUUCUUCUUCUCCAAACUCAUAUCAAAUUUGAAUCUUAUCAUCAAAUUGAGAGUAAUCAACGACACCACUGCAAUCUUGCAUAUACAUUGUUCUUGUGUAUUCCACCCGUUUCUUUAAUCUUCAAUGUACCGUAAUUGAGUGUCGUUUUGGUUGUAACUUGUAGAGGAGGAUGAAGCGUGGGAAAGGCGAGAAAAAGGCAACAAAGAGCCGCGAUGGCAGCGGUCAAGUAGUUCCGCUCACGUAAUAGCUCAUUUGGCUAAAUAUUUGUUUUAGUGAGUAUAUAUUGCUAGAUAUAUCAUAGGGUAUAAAUGACACACCAUAGAAAUAUGCAUGUGAUUAGUUUAUUAGAUACAUAAUUUAGAUCUAUUAUCUCAUAUAUGAAUAUAAUUUUCUAUUAGUGAACCAGUGGUUACAGCUACGGGUAUGGUUGGAACAAGAUCAUGGAUAGGAGGGCUCUUCACACGCUCCAAUAGACGUCAAGACAAGGCAGUCGACUACACUUUGUCUCCUCUUCAGGAGGAAAGACUUCAAAGGCUGCAAGAUCGUAUGGUUGUACCUUUCGACGAGACACGUCCUGAUCAUCAGGAAUCACUUAAAGCAUUGUGGAACGUCGCGUUUCCGAAUGUUCAUCUCACGGGUUUAGUAACAGAACAAUGGAAAGAAAUGGGAUGGCAAGGUCCCAAUCCAUCUACCGAUUUCAGGGGUUGCGGAUUUAUCGCUCUAGAAAAUUUACUAUUUUCUGCAAGAACUUAUCCGGUUUGUUUCCGGAGGCUAUUGUUAAAACAAAGAGGCGACCGGGCAAAGUGGGAGUACCCUUUUGCAGUGGCCGGAAUCAACAUCUCCUUCAUGUUGAUCCAAAUGCUCGAUUUACAAAAUAAUCCAAAGCCAAAAUGUCUUCCAGGAAUGAAUUUCCUCAAACUCUUAGAAGAAGACGAGAGGGCAUUCGAUGUACUAUACUGUAUAGCUUUCGCGAUGAUGGAUGCUCAAUGGCUUGCAAUGCACGCUUCUUACAUGGAAUUCAAUGAAGUAUUACAAGCAACUCGGAAUCAGCUGGAGAGAGAGCUUUCUUUGGAUGAUAUUCAUCGGAUUCAAGAUCUUCCUGCCUACAAUCUCUUGUUCCAAUAGAUUUUUUUUUCUUUUGUUAUUUUCUUAGUUUGAUUUCGAUUUUUAUGUUUUGUACAUUAACCUGAAUUUAUGACCGAAAUGAAAAUGAUAAUCAAUGAAGCCAAAACACAUAAAUAGAAAAUGAAUGAUAAUGAACGUAUGUUCUAUAUGAUGCAUCACUGUUUGGUAACAUGAUGAUGAUGGUGUGGAAAUUAUGAACUGGUAGUGGACUUUGUGACUUUUGUACUUUGAAAAAUCAACUCUCUUGUCUCCCUCGUAUUAUAUGAAUUAUGAAAUAUUUUGUCGGU
Arabidopsis thaliana (thale cress) is the source of this 1922-nucleotide messenger RNA. Its product is annotated as ELMO/CED-12 family protein. The record is from RefSeq and is marked reviewed. The transcript is spliced from 9 exons. Lineage: Eukaryota; Viridiplantae; Streptophyta; Magnoliopsida; Brassicales; Brassicaceae. The coding region runs from base 934 to 1635 and encodes 233 amino acids.